Molecule: messenger RNA, 696 nt
Organism: Mollisia scopiformis
Lineage: Eukaryota; Fungi; Ascomycota; Leotiomycetes; Helotiales; Mollisiaceae
Exons: 3
Coding region: 1-696 (231 amino acids)
Source: RefSeq, a predicted model, not a curated record
AUGGACCAAUCGCGAGGAUUUCCCUUGAGGCAGCUCCCACCAGAGAUCUUGGACCAGAUUUUUCGGUCCAAUAUGACCCCCGAGCCUUUAACGCGCCUUCCGCCGCUGCUACUCUCUUUCAGCCCCACAAAAGAGCCCCAACUUUACCAAGAAGCCAAGAAGCUAUACAAGGAGACCAACUUUGUGGUUACAUAUCGCAAUGAGAAGGAAUUCAUGGCUCUUCCUAUGAAGGAUAUGAUGAAGAUUCACCACAUCACCGUGGUCUUGGAAGAAAUCGAUGACGACCCUACGUGUUGGCCGGUGGUAAAGCCCAAGCUUCGUAACCACAAGUCCAUCCUUCAAAAUGCCUUCCAGACAGUCACAAUGGACCUCCGUCGGGUUCCCGAGAGACACUGGAGCGAAAAUUAUGGAACCCACAGCUUGCUUCACUACCUGGUUGUUGCCUCCACCGUAGGUGUAGAGCGAAUCAAUAUCGUCGUGAGCUCCGAGCAGCUGGCUUAUUCUAUGACGCAAGGACCAAGCGUGACAUGGGAUCUUGGACGGCGUGAGGUGAAAAGCGAAACAUUCACGGGUUUUGAGAUGUCUAGAUUAGGACAGGAUGUGGUUUAUACGUGGCGGAAAACAGAAGGCAUUGAGAAACGGAAAUUGUUCGUACCGCCUACUCGUCAUAGCAAUGCGACCUUGAAGUUGCAAUAG